This is a messenger RNA of Acanthaster planci (crown-of-thorns starfish), 3172 nucleotides long. It is a transcript of the gene blm, whose product is annotated as BLM RecQ like helicase. Gene Ontology annotation, cellular component: nucleus; cytoplasm; chromosome. Gene Ontology annotation, molecular function: nucleic acid binding; ATP binding; four-way junction helicase activity. Gene Ontology annotation, biological process: DNA replication; double-strand break repair via homologous recombination. Lineage: Eukaryota; Metazoa; Echinodermata; Asteroidea; Valvatida; Acanthasteridae. The record is from RefSeq and is a predicted model, not a curated record.
CACAUGUCUCCCCUUGCAGAUGUCAAGCACAUCAAACAGUAAGACGCCCAACCAGAGCACUUUCAGUUUCAAACUGAAGACCACGAACUCUUCCUUGAAAUAUACGCCGUCGCCUUCAGACACAACCAACAAGAUAUUUGGCACAGUUCCAGGACGCCUGAGUACAAACUGCCACAAACAAGGGGUCAUAACGACCCCACUCCAGAGAACUCUGCCUAGCAACAUCAGCAAGAUAAGCCCCGGAUUCCACUCCCCAGAUGCUGGUUUUGGAGGAGACGGUUUCCAUGACGACUCCCCUGCCAUGGCAACCGCGUCUGGUUUGAACAGCACAACACCUAGCUUUAGUACCGUGAACAAGAAGAAACCUCUUGAACUUUCUUCAGAGAGAAGACCUCAGUUGCAACCACUCAUGCAACGCAGUAAACCAAGUACAGUCCAAAGGGCAUCAGAUCUCAUGUCAAAUGAAGUUUUGAGUCGUCACAGUCAAUUCAGCGGGACCAACUUCCCCCACUCAAAGGAACUUCUCAAAGUGUUCCGUCAGACGUUUGGCUUGCAUCAGUUCCGUCCUGAGCAGCUGGAAGCGAUCAACGCAGCGCUGCUUGGAGAGGAUUGCUUUGUUCUCAUGCCUACAGGCGGAGGGAAAAGCUUGACCUAUCAACUUCCAGGAGUGCUGACCGACGGCGUGACCUUUGUGGUGUCGCCUCUCAAGUCGCUCAUCCAAGACCAGGUCCAGAGACUUGUGUCACUGGAGAUUCCUGCUGCUCACUUAUCGGGAGAUUUGAAGAAGGACUUCGUGGAUUCCAUCUAUCGACAGCUGUCUCUUCGAGACCCAGGAGUCAAGUUGCUCUACGUUACACCGGAGAAGAUAAGCGCAAGUACCAAGCUCAUAUCGGCAAUGGAGCAUCUUUAUCACAGAAACAUGCUGGCCCGUUUUGUCAUUGAUGAAGCUCACUGCGUCAGCCAGUGGGGCCAUGAUUUCCGUCCUGACUACAAGAAACUCUGCAAACUGCGUGAGAAGUUUCCAGGCGUUCCCGUCAUGGCUUUAACGGCUACGGCUACGCCUAGAGUACAGAAGGAUAUACUACACCAGCUAGCCAUGCCCAAGCCUCAAAUAUUCACCCGUAGUUUUGACCGCAGUAAUCUCCAGUUCUCCGUCAAGAAGAAGGAACCGCGUAAACUGACCCAGCAAAUCACCCAGCUCCUACAAACAACGUUCAGGGGCCAGUCAGGCAUCAUCUAUUGCCUCUCAAGGAAGGAAUGCGAGAAGACGGCUGAGGAUUUAUAUCGCAGUGGCAUCAAGGCGUGUCCUUACCACGCCGGUCAGAGUGACUCAGAGAGAGCCAAGGUGCAAGAGAAAUGGAUCAGUGACGAGUACAAGGUCGUCUGCGCAACGAUAGCCUUUGGCAUGGGCAUCGACAAACCAGACGUGCGCUUUGUGAUGCAUUAUUCAUUGCCCAAGUCAAUGGAAGGCUAUUACCAGGAGGCGGGGAGGGCUGGACGAGAUGGGGAACUGGCCAAGUGUAUCCUGUACUACUCUUAUCAAGAUGUGACUCGGUUACGCCGCAUGGUGGAAGGUGACAGGGACAAUUAUGAGGUGACCAAAGUCCACUUGGACAAUCUGUAUCGCAUGGUGCAGUACUGCGAGAACAGUGUGGAUUGCCGGCGUGUCCAAUUACUCAACUACUUUGGUGAGACCACCUACUCCCGGGAGAAGUGUCUAGCCAGUCGACAGACCGCUUGUGAUAACUGCCUGUCUGGGAGCACCUACUCUACGGUUGACAUGACCAGCAUCGCCAAGAAGAUUGUGGAGUUUGCCAAGACGAUAGACGGGGCCUCAACGUCUUCCUCAGGCAGAGGGUACAGGAGAAAUUAUGGGCCUCAAUUCACCCUCAACCAUUUUGCUGAUGUGCUGAUGGGAAGCAACUCGGCCAAGAUCAGUCAGAGUGGACACACCAACAGCCCCAUCUACAACCUGAUGAAGAGCCGUGACUACCAACGCCACGACUGCGAGAGGCUCCUGCGCAAGAUGGUUCUUGAGGGCGUGCUUCGGGAGGAGCUGGUGAUCGGAGCUCACGACCAGGCUCUCUGUUACGUCAAAGUUGGACCCAAGGCCCACAACCUUCUCUCAGGACGGUUGAAGAUGGAACUUAGAAUGACUGAUGCAAAGGCAGCGAGAGCAUUGCAGAUGUCCACUCAGGUCCCCAGCAAGACGCUGAAUGACCCCAGACAGAAGCUCCUGGAUGACCUACGAGUCAUCCGCAGACAGAUCGCCGUCGAGAACAACAUGAAUCCAGACAACGUCUUCAACGAUGAGACGCUGCGUGAGAUGGCCGAUCAGCUACCGAUGGUCAAAGAGGACUUGGUGGAACUGACUGGAGUGACUGUUCCCAAGGCCAAUCGCUUUGGCCAGAGAUUCCUGGACGCGAUCACCACGCACCUGCCUGACAUGUUUCCAGAGGAAGACGACUUUGCUAGUUCUGAUCCUUCCUCUUCAGUUUAUUUCAACAACGCCCUCACCAACACGGCCACAGAUGUCAACAAUGAUGGCAGAGUAUCUAAACAAGGCGGACGCAAGAGGAAACACAACGGCAACGGUAACGCCACAAAGAGUAAGCGUGUUCGUGCUGCCUCCAACAAGAGAAAAAACAACGCAAACGACAGUAAGGACAGCUCAAACGGUUUCAACUUUGGCGGUGGGGCAGGGCACCAGACCACCAAUUUUAAUAAGUUCAAGAACAGAUCCAGUGGGCGUGGAGGAAGCGGGAAAGGAGGAGGAAGAGGGAGGUGUAGGGGCGGGGACAAGGUUGGAAAUGGUGGGGGGCCAGGGAGGCUUGGGUUUAUGCCGGACCCCAAACCAAGACAAGGGUUAAUAGGUAGAAGUUUCUUAGCAACAUCCGGCCAGUUCUUGGGCUGAUAUGAGUAGUCACGAGAGGUAUAUAGAAGCUGCCUAGAAACAAUAAGCCAAACAGUGCCUGGUCUGGUACAAGGUUAUGAUUAUGAAUAUUCAUGAGAGAUAGCCACUUCUUUUCAACCGUCAGGCAGGUCAGCGCUUCCCAGCAACCACCACAGCUUCCACAGCUUCAAGUUUAGGAAUACAUGUAUUCAUGGACUCCCUGAAAAAAGUUGGGUGAUUGAUUCAGCCCCAUAAGAGGCAUACAUGUUGAUGACUUAA